Molecule: messenger RNA, 1893 nt
Organism: Haliotis rufescens (red abalone)
Lineage: Eukaryota; Metazoa; Mollusca; Gastropoda; Lepetellida; Haliotidae
Exons: 3
Coding region: 18-680 (220 amino acids)
Source: RefSeq, a predicted model, not a curated record
ACUUAAAGGGUGGAGCGAUGUUUACUGAACACAAAACUUCAAUACAAUCUAAAUAUAGACUUGUAUCAGCGUUUGUUCACGUACAUCAGUGUAGGGGACGUAACCGUGCCCUGUCAGAUGUGUACUGCUCGCUGUUGCGAAGAGUUGACAUUUCAGCAGAAACCAAGAUGAAGGCGUUCGUGCCCAACCAAGACACAAGCGAUGCCAAGUGUUCUCCCCUGACCAGCAUCCCGGCGGCUACAGCCGAGGACAUGAAGGAGAUAGCGGGCUAUGCAUCAUGGCAUGCUGCGAACCACAUGAAGCGGUACCGGAGCGACGCCCAGCGAGACGAGGACACUGUCCGGCGCCACUACAGCAGUCUCUGCAACUCCGGCAUCUUCAGCCACGACUUCUGCUUCUUUUACGAGCAGAUGGCCUGGGCUGCAGCCUGGAGCACAGCCAACGAGAGGAUGGGCAAGAAGAGAGAUGCUAUGCUGUACAAACAGAAAUGGUUGGAUUAUCACAUGGAGCUGGCCAAGAGCAGAGAGGUGACCGGUCAGCUUGCGAAUGACCUCCGCAGCCUGUGCUGGUCAUCGGCCUGGUUCACGGCCAACACGAGGAAGGGGUUCUUCUACAAGAGAGAUGCUGCUGAGGAUGCUAGGAAGAUGCAGGUGUAUUAUGACAGGAUCCGGGCAAAUUAAGAUCCCGGUGCACAGAGUAACGGACUCGGAAGAAUAAAAGUGAUUUAUUUAAAGGCAAUAAAAAUAUGUAUUACCAAUACGUGUAUUUAGUGUACUCAUCGUAAUAUUGGAUACCAUGAAGCCAUACUGAACAAUUACAAGAAUAUUAAAAACAAUAUCAUGUAAUACCAUGAACAAUUGACCCUUGCAUCAUACCAACCAAAUAUGUUUGCUCAUAGUUUUGUUUAUUAUGGCAUGCUCGUGAGUAGCAGAACCAGAAUGAACCAAACUCUAGUAAUUGGGAUUAAUUGCAAGCUACUGUUUCUUCUCGAAUAAUAUAAAUCCGGUAUAGACAGAACGUAAGAGGGGAUCAGAUUGUUGACAUGGAUUUGAUAAGAUCCCUUUGAAACUUGCUUCACUGAGAAAUUUGAAAUGUUUGAAUGUUUUAGUAAUAUGAAAGAAUCAGUUGUCCUUAACUUUGUUAGUAGGAUAUAUGGCUUCAUGGUAUCCGCAUGUACCAUUUGGCGUAAAAGACAAACGGCGGUGAAAAUUAUAUGAAGUUACUAAUGCAGGGAAUAUACUGCACGCACGCGCGCGCACACACACAUACCUACCUAAAGAUGGUAAUUGAUGUAACCACACACACGCACGCACGCACGCAUGCACGCGCACACACGCACGAAGGUCCUUAGUUUCAGCCCCGGCCGCGUCAUAGAUAGUCAAAUAUGGUCCGUGUUGUUAGCACACACGCACGCACGCACGCACGCACGCACGCACGCACGCACGCACACACAGUCGGUUGUUCGAUCCCCCAUCGCGUCAUACCAGAAGAUGGUAAUUGUUACCAAACGCACGAACGAAAGCAAGCACACACACACACACACACACACACACACACACACACACACACACACACACACACACACACACAAAAACACACACACACACAAAAACACACACACACACACACAAACACACACACACACACACACACACACAUACAUACAUACACACACACACACACACACACACACACACACUAAUCAGGGUAACUGGGUAUUGCAAUACGUAGUGACAGGCGUUUGUGUGUUAUGCCAGGGAGCCAGGGGAUGCCUUGAGAAAACAAAUGUUUCAGAUACAUAUAUUGGCAUAUAUUUUGCUUCAGGUUCGCUGGGUGUCCUCAAAACAAUCGUGAAAAAAUAAAACUGCGUGGCUCCUUUAAUCAGAUAAAAAA